This is a messenger RNA of Rotaria sordida, 66 nucleotides long. Lineage: Eukaryota; Metazoa; Rotifera; Eurotatoria; Philodinida; Philodinidae. The record is from the annotation of a GenBank genome assembly.
AUGUUUCAACUUAAACAAGUAUUUUUAUUUAUUCUUAUUGUCUUCAUGAUAAAAUUAACAAUAGCU